GUGCUGGUUGAAGGUUGUUUGGUCACCCAAGACAAUGUUGAAUUGUUUUUGUCAUCAGUUUAUGAACAACUACAGCAGAUGGAGAACAAGAAUGCCGGUGUAGUGCAAACCAUUAGUCAUCAGGUAUAAAAUGGGGAGGAUAAUUGGUGUAUUUUCUAAUGCUGAUAAGAAGGCUUUCUCCAGAACAGAAAAUAUGGCGGUUGAUGAUUGGUUGAACAAUAUUAGAUACAAUACUUCAUGAAAUGAUACCUUAAUUGGAUCAUACCUAGCUGGAUCAUACCAUUAGGGGCCAACCAUUAGAUUUUGAGGGAAGGGGUGGGCGUCAACCGUUUCUUGAGGGCAGGUCUUUUCUUGUAAGUACACCUGUAAAUGUCAAAUGGCUCGCCCGUAGUAAAGUUGUGGUAACAAGAAUCAAAAUUUAACAAAUCAGCUAGAGAUAGGGUUUAUAUAAUUGAUGAAGGGUUUUGUAUAGAUGCAAAUUUGGAGUGUGAAUUUUAUACAUUUAUUAGACCCAACCAGGAGGAAUUGCGCAAAAUGCAACUAUAGGCUCACUAGCUGGAAUUGAACCUGCGGCCCUGCGAUUCUGGUGCAGCGCUCUAAUGCCAAAAAUUCUGAUAUUUAUAUCGUUGGUAUACCUAUUGGAAGUAUCUUGUUAUAUACCAAAAGAUUCACUUACGCCCGUAUUCUAAAAGCUCACUCACACUCACACUCAAUGAGUGGAGGUUUAAUCUGAGCUUCUCUCGAAUGUCAAUGCUGUUUUUGAAUAGCUGGAGGGUGAGUAGUCACAUAGUAAGGUACGACACUAGCCCUCCAGCUAUUCAAAAACAGCAAUGACCCUCGAGAGAAGCUCAGAUUGAACCUCCACUCGUUGAGUGUGAGUGAGCUUUUAGAAUACGGGCGUUAAACUGUCAAAAACGGCAUGAUCGAAAGCUGGGGCUUAAAAUGGCGAUAUAUUACAGGUCGUAUUCUUAACAAGACAACAUAGAUAUAAUCUUCAGAUAUACAUCAGAUGCAAUCAUAAUAUUUGUAGCUUAUUGAUCAAGGGUGGAUUUUCAUUUUUUUAAAAGGAGGGGUGGAAAUAUUUCUAGUGGGGUGCAAGCGGCACCACUGAGCGAGCUUCGGCAGGGGUUAGGCGUUGGGUUGGUGGGGUUGAACACUUUAUAAGAGGGGUUAGAGAGAUUCUAGGGGGCUGUUUUGAAUAAUCCGCCCAUGUUAUUGAUGUUCAUAUUAUUUUAGAAUUGUGAAGGGAAGCAGUUAUAUAGUCAUGUAACAUCGGAAUUGUCAAUCGUUGCAAUGUUAAAAAUGUCAAUUUUGGCUUUAGAACUUCUCCCUGGUAGUGCUAGCGGAGGUACGUUACUUUUGUUUGCCAUUUUUCAUUGAGUUCCCCCUUGUUAGAGUCACGUGAGUAGAAUCUAUCGCGCGGAUACGCACAGAGUGUCUCUUACUGCGUGUCAGCAAACAAUGGGUGGUGUCUACGAGCGCCAAAGCGUGAUGGAAGGGGGUUCGAAUCACUUCUUGAUCCAAUCAUCCUCGAAGACGAAGAACCUGGCUACAAUCCUGGCAAGAAUUAUUGUGGACAGCGUGUGCGUAAAUAGAAAUACAUGUCUUUCCCAAUCAUAUCCUUGCAAAACAGCAAUUAAUGAAAGCUUAUAAUUUGGCUAUAUGAAAGCCUUGUAAAAUACAGUGUCGCCACCAACAUUGCGCGGGGGAGCGGGGAUACAACGAUGCCAAUACAGUAUAUGUGCAUGCAUGAACAGUAAUACUGUUUAAUAAACGAGCAGGAGUGUUUUAUUAGGUUUAAAGCCACGAGCGCGCAGCACGAGUGCAUGGCUUUAGACCUAAUAAAACACUCCUGCUCGUUUCUACAAAUUCAAUAGAUAUGCUGCCUUAUUAGUAUUCUUUUUAUAAAGAAUACGUCUAAUAAGGACACGACUACAAUAGAUACUGCCUUAUUAGUAUUCUUUAUAUAAAGAAUACUAAUUAGGAGUGUUUUAUCAGGUUUAAAGCCACUGCACGUGAAAUAUUAUGGUUGACAUGAUUUGCCAUGCAAUAAGCUUAUGUAUUAUUAAUGAGUGUUUUGAAAUGUAUUUUGUGUUCAGGUAUUGUCAUCAUAAGUGAUGGAGUUUUUGGUCUACCAAAUGCCGCUAUGGUUCAUGCAUUGCUCGCUCAACUGAGAUCUCAUACUGUUUGCUGUUCAUUUGUUAAAGUGGGCAGUCCUUUCCAAGCACAGUGCAG
Paramuricea clavata is the source of this 2235-nucleotide messenger RNA. Lineage: Eukaryota; Metazoa; Cnidaria; Anthozoa; Malacalcyonacea; Plexauridae. The record is from the annotation of a GenBank genome assembly.